UUUUCUAUACAUGCAUGGAUCAAAAUUAUUCGUGUUCUUCGUUAAACUGUUGAUUGGUUCUGUUACAAAAAUAAGACCGAAUAUCGAUUAUAUAUCUUAUUUCUGUCUUUUGAUUUGCGCAAAACAAAAAGAAUUUGGAGGAGCUGGGAUUUGAACCCAGGACUUUCAGCAUGCGAAGCAGACACUCUACCACUGAGUUACACCCCCGGAUAGUAUAUUUGCGAACAGACAACUACAAAUUUUGCGCUUGGACGAUAGCGACAUCCUCAGGAAACGGCCGUAAUCUGAACUACACUGAAAGAGUCAGAUUCUCACAGUAGUUCACAUACGUCCGUUAUGUAUUUAUAGCGCUAACAUCCAAUAUCACGACUUCUAUUAUGAAUCCAAUGUUUAGCAUCGAGCAGACAACGCAACUAACACUUCAAGUUUGUUGACAUCGGUGAAAGCCGAAUAGAGAUUCGCGAAUAUAACCUACCAAGUGCUCCUUGCAUCUUUUUCCUUUGAAAAGUUUUUGUUAACAAUUAAAAAAUGUCGAAAGAUAGUUCAGACGAAGGAAAAGAAGAAAGGCCAUUAGUUGUCAAAACGGCAGCUGAUUUGCAAAGACUGAAACUCAUGAAACUUAUGAAAAACCCGGACAAGCCAGUUAUUAUACCCGAACGUCCAAAAGGAAAGAAUAUCCCAACAGCACCGGAGUUCGUACGAAAUGUUAUGGGUAGUAGUGCAGGUGCAGGUAGUGGUGAAUUUCAUGUCUACAGACAUUUAAGGCGGAAAGAGUACGCUAGACAAAAAUGUAUUCAAGAUCAAGCAUACAGAGAAUCUCUCGAAAAUGAGUAUCAUCAAAAAUUGGAAGAAAAUAAAAGAAAAGCAGAAGAAGCUACUGCAAAAAAACGAGCCAAAAGAUUAAAACGUAAACAAAAGCUCAAGGGAAAAAAGAAAUUCAAACCUUCUAAGGAUACAAGUCAAAAAUCUGGAAAUGAUAGUGAGUCAGAUAAUGAAAGUUCUGAGGAAGAAAGUGAAGAUAAAGUUUUAGAAAAAAAGAACAACACGACAAAUAGUAACAACAAUUCAGACGACGACAAAUUAAAUAAAAAUAUGGAUGCAAAAGAGGACCAAGUAAGUGCUGAAAAAGAAAUUGUUAAUAGUGAAGUGGUUGCAGAAAUUGAAGAAAAUGCAACAAAUAUCAACAAAAACCUUGAUAGCAAUACUUUGGAUGAAAAGAUGGAUACAAAAGAAGAUCAAGUGAAUGCAGAUAAAGAAAUUAUUGAUAAUGAAAAAGUCCAAGGAAAUGAAGAAAAUACUGCUAGUGAAAACAAUUCUGACAGUGAUAAAUUAAAUGAAAACAUAAAUGCAAAAGAGAAAGGAGUAAAUGUUGAAAAAGAAAUUGUUGAUAGUAAAGUAGUCCAAGAAAAUGAAGAAAAUACAACAAUUAUUUACAAAAAUCGUAAUAGUAAUAAUUGUGAUGACAAGAUGGAUACAAAAGAAUGUCAAGUAAAUGCUGCUAAAGAAAUUGUUCAUAAUGAAGCCACUGAAACCACAAAGCAAAAUGAAAGUAGCAUUUAAAUCUGAUAAAAAUAAUAAAAACUGUAAAUACCGCAUUAAUAAGUACAGAAGAGAUGAAAAAUCAAACUUUUAUAAUAAACUAGAGUUGGUCAGUAGUACUUAAAAUGAAUGAGAAUGCGAAUAAGUAAAAAUUAUAUUAAGGAGAUAUGUAAUAUUCAAAG
Trichogramma pretiosum is the source of this 1721-nucleotide messenger RNA. RefSeq lists its product as uncharacterized. The transcript is spliced from 3 exons. The coding region runs from base 529 to 1560 and encodes 343 amino acids. NCBI's taxonomy places the organism in Eukaryota, Metazoa, Arthropoda, Insecta, Hymenoptera, Trichogrammatidae. Gene Ontology annotation, cellular component: nucleolus. The record is from RefSeq and is a predicted model, not a curated record. Gene Ontology annotation, molecular function: protein kinase inhibitor activity; double-stranded RNA binding; protein kinase binding. Gene Ontology annotation, biological process: negative regulation of protein kinase activity.